Molecule: messenger RNA, 642 nt
Organism: Brenthis ino (lesser marbled fritillary)
Lineage: Eukaryota; Metazoa; Arthropoda; Insecta; Lepidoptera; Nymphalidae
Source: the annotation of a GenBank genome assembly
AUGAGUUUGGUUAGGAAAAAGUGUGAAUCGAUAACUAAUAUUGAAACGAAUAGAGAUGAAGUUUUGCCCAGUGAUGUUACACCAGAAGAUGUUUUAAGAUUGGAUAAAAUCACAGAUACAUAUUUAUGUAGUCCUGAGGCGAAUGUUUAUGAUAUAGAUUUUACAAGAUUUAAAAUUCGUGAUUUGGAAACCGGCACAGUUUUAUUUGAAAUCGCUAAACCACCUACUGACUUUGGUGUUGAUAAUGAAGGCGCAGAUGAUGUGCAAGAAGAACCUCUCGAUCCCAACGCUGGACGAUUCGUCAGAUACCAAUUUACACCUCAAUUUUUAAAAUUAAAAACAGUUGGAGCUACAGUGGAGUUUACAGUAGGAGCCCGCCCUGUUAAUCAUUUUCGGAUGAUUGAAAAACACUUUUUUAGAGACACUUUACUGAAAACUUUUGAUUUUGAAUUUGGCUUUUGUAUUCCAUUUUCAAGAAAUACUUGUGAGCACAUUUAUGAAUUUCCCUCCUUACCAUCUGAUUUAGUUGAAGAGAUGAUUGCUGCUCCUUUUGAAACUUGUUCUGACAGCUUUUACUUUGUUGACAAUCAUCUAGUCAUGCAUAACAAAGCUGAUUAUGCAUACAAUGGAGGUACAAAUAAU